Messenger RNA from Cynara cardunculus var. scolymus (artichoke), 7081 nucleotides. RefSeq lists its product as uncharacterized. Gene Ontology annotation, cellular component: chromatin; nucleus. The record is from RefSeq and is a predicted model, not a curated record. Gene Ontology annotation, biological process: chromatin remodeling; negative regulation of transcription by RNA polymerase II. The coding region runs from base 96 to 7019 and encodes 2307 amino acids. Gene Ontology annotation, molecular function: ATP-dependent chromatin remodeler activity; ATP hydrolysis activity; ATP binding. Lineage: Eukaryota; Viridiplantae; Streptophyta; Magnoliopsida; Asterales; Asteraceae. The transcript has 22 exons.
UUACGCCUUCGUUUAUACUUCCGUCGGAGAUUAUUCUAUGUUUGUUUGCCCGCAAAUUCUUCAGGUUGAGCUACCACUUCUUUGCAGUUGCCAGGAUGGCAAAUGAUAACCGACGUAGUAACAGAGUUAAGACUGAUGAAAGUAUCAAGCCAAAGAAGAAAAUGGUAAAACAAGAUGCAUCUUCUGCUUCAAUAUUGCGAUCAAGUGAUGCUUCUAGCUCAAGAAGGUCAUCCAGAGAAACAUCAUCAAGGAAACAGACAAAAGAAAAUCCCACUAGUACUCGCAAGUCUAAACGACUGGAGAAGCAGAACCCAUCAGCCACUCCUCCAAUUAAGGAGAAAUCAGAGAGAACUCAGAAACAGACGAUAACAACUCCUUUAAAGAGGUAUGAUAGACGCAAGAAGCACACUUCAUUAGGUUCUUUGGAAUCCAAGAAGAUUGUUGAAGAGCCUGCUUCAUCAAAUAUAAAGUCGAAGAAGGACAAAGUUGGAAGGAGUUUGAAGCGGUGUGUGAUGGAUGCUAGCGAAGAUCAUACACAAGAAAAUCAUGGUUUGGACGUGGGUGGUAGGAAAAGGAAGAGAGUGGCUACUUCUGUUAAUAAGGCUUUAUCUAAACUUAAACGAAUAAAAACUGAAGCAGGUGAUGAUAACGAUAAAGAAAGUCAAGAUAAGGCGUCUGAAGCUAAUUCCAGCAGCAACAGCGAUGUGGAUAUGAAGCUGAAAAGACCAGAUAAAUUACUUCGGCUUGAUAACUGCAAGAACGAAUGUAGUGGCUCCAAGUCCGUGGAAGAUGAAGAUGAUGGUGGUGAGGAAUGUAGUGAUAGGUCCGAAGAAGACCCUACUCUGAUAACCUUUAAAAGAGGAUGCAUGACAACAGAUUCUGGUCUAAGUAAUUUUGAUGUAGAAGAAGUAAAUGAUGAUGCUGAAGUAAAAGAAGCUGAUCUCAGCUGGAAUAUCAGCUCUGCAAAAGGCCAUAAAGCCUCACUAAAUAGCAGAGGAGUUGAAGGCAUUCCUCAUCAUGCUGUACAAGAAUCAUUGGAUGAGGGUUCCAUGGAUUUAGGACAAGUAGGGAAUGUUGGUUGUCCUUCAAGAAAAUCCCUCGAUGGCAAGUCUGUUGAAAGUGGCACUGAGGCACUAAUCAGUGGCACAAGCACAUCAUCUAACAUAGAGACAUCGGCAAGAAAGACAGAUCCUGAUACUUGUAGAAAUACCAAAAAUCAUCCAAUCUCUCCUAGGUCACCAUCAUCCAGGUGUAAGAGGCAUGGGCAUAAGGAAACUUGCCUUGCAUGCUCAAAGAAGCAAAGGAAAGCCCAUGGUUCGGGGAAGCAGCAAAAACUCAACUCUUGUGACACAAAAUGUAACGCAGACUUAUGUGACACCUCUAGUUCCGAGGAUAGGACGACAUGUGAAGCAGCUGGUCUUGCUGAAUCUUUUGAAAAAGAUAAUGGUGUGUCAAGGAUGGGAACAAGUAUAUGCAAUGUUUGCAAGUUAGGCGGAAAGCUAAGGUACUGUGAUGCAUUAGGUUGCAACAGAUGUUACCACCUUUCCUGUUUGGAUCCUCCUGUGAAUAGCGUUCCAUCAGGAAAUUGGUGCUGUCCCUUCUGUGUGAAGAACAUCAAAUCAUGUGUUCAAGUCAUAGAGUCAAUCUGGGAUACUAGAGAAGUGGAGGUGUCAGAUGCUGAAGGUUUGCAGAAGCAGUAUUUUGUUAAAUACAAAGGUCUUGCUCAUAUUCACAACCAGUGGAUAACAGAAACUCAGUUGCUACUUGAAGCUCCGCUGCUUAUGGAAAAUUUUAGCAAAAACAGUUUGAUGAGGUGGACUGAAGAAUGGACUGUGCCACAUCAAUUGUUAAAGAAAAGACUGAUAUUGUCUUUUAAGCCACUUUACGGGACUCGGCAGAAUUCAGAUUCACCUGAAGGUUAUAACCUCGUAAGAGAGCAUGAAAAUCAGCAUGGAAAUGCAAAGAUACCUUCUUCAUCAGAUGAUAAGAUUAAGGAAUUGUCUGUCAAACUUCCAACUAUUCCUGCUGGCAACCCAGCUGGAGUGGAUGAUAUCCAUUUAAGCUAUGUUAAGAAAUUACAUGAUGCAUGGAAUAAAGAGAAGAACAACUUGGUUUUUGAUGACCAGGAGCGGACACUGAGGAUUGUUCUCUUUAUUCUCUCGUUGAAGGGUGUAACUCUUCCUUUCCUACUAAUCACACCAUCCAAUUCUCUAUCACAAUGGGAAGCUAUGUUCUCAAGGAUAGCACUUUGUAAUGACCUCAAAGUUUCCCUUGAGGAGGGCCAACGAGGUUCUAGAUUGCUAGAAGUUCAAAAGGAAGGUGGUCAGUUAGCAUUCCAAGUACUUCUUUACCAUGUGGAUGCAUUUGUUAAGGAUUUAAAUGUGUUAAAAGCCAUAAAAUGGGAAGCAGUCAUAGUUGAUGAAUCUCAGAGCUUAGAAAUCUCCUCUCAUUUUAGUCACGUUAAGAGCCUAUCCACCUACAAGAGGUUGCUUGUGUUCUCUGGUCCAUUAGUUGUGAGCAUGGCCGGUUAUCUUGAUGUGUUGUCACUCCUAGAUUUUGAUGGUGCUUGGCCUAAUUUGUCGAAGUUUAUUGCAUAUGAAUGCAAGUCCAGCUCUUCUAAGUUUGUAGAAUUUUGGGUUCCUGUCCAGAUAUCCAAUCUGCAGCUUGAGCAGUAUUGUUCUAUGCUACUUUCAAAUGCUAUGGCUCUUAGUUCAUGUUCAAAAAGUGAUACUUUUGGGGCUCUCCAUGACAUUCUUGCUUCUAACCGGAAGUGUUGUGAUCACCCCUACAUUGUCGACCAAGGUCUUCAAGGUGUCCUUACAAAGGGUCUUGAGCCAGCCAAGUUUUUAGAUGUUGGCAUAAAAGCAAGUGGCAAACUGCAAUUUCUGGACCUGAUACUGCCCGAGAUGAGAAAGCGCCAACUCAGAGUUCUUAUUCUUUUUCAGCCUUUAAGCGGUUCCGGAAAAGAUUCAACUUCUAUUGGAGACAUUUUGGAUGAUUUUGUUCGUCAGAGAUUUGGUGAAGACUCCUAUGAGCGUGUGGAUGGGAUUGGAACUAUCCCCUCCAAGAAGCAAGCUGCUUUAAAUAACUUCAACAACAAAGAUAUGGGUAGAUUCAUCUUUUUACUAGAAUAUCGCGCUUGUCUUCCAAGCAUAAAACUAUCGUCAGUUGACAUCAUAGUCAUAUUUGACAGUGACUGGAAUCCUGCAAAUGAUUUAAGAGCUUUACAGAAAAUAGCUCUUGAUCCACAGUCGGAACAAAUUAUGAUAUUCCGCUUAUAUACUUCCUGGACACUGGAAGAAAAAAUUCUUAUACUUGCAGAGCACAAUGUAACUAUCGAUAGCAAGUUGCAGAAUCUGAGUAGGAGCACUAGUGAUGCGUUGCUCACGUGGGGUGCCACAUACUUGUUUAAGAAACUUACUGAGUUUCAUAGUACCUCUGUUCUGAAUAUUUCCUCUGAAGAACACUUGCUGAACGAAGUAACGGAAGAGUUCUUAAACUUGAUUUCUCACAAAUGUAAGAACACAGAUACAUCCAAGUCAAUAAUUACAAGAGUUCAACAAAGUGGUGGAACUUACAGUAAGAAUCUUCCAUUGCCAAGUGAGCUAAUAACCCAGUUGCCAAAUGGGGAACAGCCUAAUACCUUUUGGAGAAAUUUGUUGGUGGGAAGGGUUCCGUGUUGGAAAUUUUUAUCUAGGUCAACCCCAAGGCAAAGGAAAAGACCCCAGUAUUGUGAGCAGUCACCUAAAAAAAUAAAUGCCGGCAAUGAGGAUGUUGGACGCAAGCGUAAGAAAACUGCAAACAUCACUGAACCUGUUGCGUCAAUCUCAGGAACCGUAGAAGGUGAAAUUGCAGGGGCAUGUAGGGGGAUUUCUAGCGUUCCUUCCCAUGAUGGAUCACAAUCAUCCCCUGGUAACAGCUUUUGGUGUGAUGCAGUCCAUAAUGAAACAGACUUUCAGUCCCUCUUGAAGCUCAAUAUAUCUAAACUAUGUGAAGUCCUCGGUUUAUCGGGGGAUGUCAAGAUAAUGGUGGAAAGAUUUCUCGAAUAUGUUAUCGAGAAUUAUCAUGUCAAUGAGGAACCCGCAAAUACAUUACAGGCUUUCUUGAUAUCUCUGUGUUGGAUUGGUUCUGCAUUAUUAAAACACAAGCUUGAUAGGAGACAAUCAGUUGCUCUUGCAAAGAAACACUUGAGUUUCAUUUGCAAUGAAGAAGAGGCAAAAUCGGUGUAUUUGAAGUUGGAACCAGCAAGGGACAUGUUCUUACGUCAUACAGAGAACCAAAAGAAAAGCGAUGUGUCAAAAGAUCGUAUACCAUCAGCCCAAGCUACUUUCACAUGGUCAUUAGAUCCAAGGGUGUCACACCCAGGACCAUUUGACCUACAGGACGUAAAAGUAGAGAACCAGAUGGAGUUCUCUGGUAGUGAACAUGGAGAUCAAGAUAGCCCUAAAAGAGCUCCAGUUUUGUCCCGAAAUCUGAUGGAAGUAGAAUGUCCUGAUAAAAUUGUACACGGCGAGCAUCACGGUCUGGUUAUAUCAUCUGAUAUUAUGACCAGUCCAAAUGCGACGGUGAGUGGAAGCAUCUGUUCUGAAACUAUACUUUCUCAUACAGAUCCCAAUUCAGCAAGUGUUACAGUGAAUGCGCUGUCCUUUAAAUUGGCUAGUGCUAGCAUUGAGGACCAGCCUAAUGGGAGAAGUUGUGCAAAGACUGGUACAAACAAUGUUGAGGUAGAUGGCAAUGUGUUUGAGGAGGUGUCAGGUGCUAGAAAUAAGGAACAAUCCAAGAGGCCAUGUAGUUCAAGCAAUAGUGAGAACAGCACUGAACCAACAAGCUCACGUGCUUCCGUAAAGCAAGUGGUUGAUGUAGCAACAUCAAGUGUGCCAGUUGAAGAGAUUCCAGUAAAAAAUCAUGAAGGUGUUUGUAACGAUGUGGAGAAGCAAGUUGAUUCUUUGAGGAUGAAAGUGUUACUUGCAGAUUGCAACAAAGAAAUUACUGAAGCAGGCGCUACGAUUUCUGAUAGAUCACAUUUCCGGGAGGAUCAGAAUGAUAUCAGUCCUAAUGAUGUUGAGGGGCAUCUUGGCUCUGUUGGAAUGGUAUCGCUAGCUGUUGGUUGCAACCAAAAAGAUGACAGUAACUCACCUUCUGCAGCUGUGUCAAAAGAAAAACUACCCUCAGUUCUGCCUCUAGUUUUUCCAGCUUCAGGUCAAUCAGUUCCAACAUAUUUGGAGAUCCGAAAUGAGUCUGUUCAAGAUAAUGUAGUUCAAGGCUACCCAUGUUCUUCAACGGAAAUUAAUAAUCUGAGAACUAUAGAUGCUGGAAAAGAUGGCCAGUUCAAUUCAGAAGAUUCGUCCCUUCACCUUCAUGAGGAAUCGUGUUUCUCAUUGUCGGCUAAUCCUGCAGUUGCUGAGAAUCAAUCUGAUACACCUUCAGUCAGUAAACUUGUGCCUGAGAUUACCAGUGAUGGGCAGACCACUCUAUCAGCCGCUACACCACCUGGACACGAGGCACAUAACCCUCCCCCAAGUCCUGAGGCACCACCUCAAGUUUCAGAGAUUACUACGGAAGUUUCAAGUCGAGCUGCUACACCACCGGGGCCAAACCUGUUGAACAUGCAAGGAUCCGAGAACCAUAAUCAAGGGGUCUCAUGGGCACCUAAUAAGUCCAAGUUUUCUUCUGAUCCACUUCAAGCUGAAGUGGAGAAAUUACAUGAACUCAAGGAUAAUGUUAUCAAAUUCCACGAAGCUAUUAAGCAGAAGCUGAAAUCUGACUAUGAGAAGGAAUUCGCCGAAUUGAUUGCUCAGAUGAAUCUCAAGUAUGAUGCUAAACGGCAGGAUGCAGAGGCAGCAUUUCAGUCAAAAAUGAAGGAAGUUGAUAUCAAUCUCAACAGAACAGUCAUGAAUAAAAUAUUGGCCGAGGCUUUCAGGUUCAAGUGCCAAGAUGUCGGCCCUUCCGACCCUAGAGGAAGACAAGUUGCUCAAUCGGGAGGAAUGCAGCAUCUGCAUCAGUUUCCGGUGCAACCAUCCCUGCGGCAUUCCACUGUGGUUACUUCAUCUUCACCUGCUCAAUCUUCAGGAAGCCAACAGGUUACGAGGCUGCAGCCACCUCUUCAAAUAGUUCACCAGUCUGCAAAUCUCUUCUCGAGCACACCUAGCAGACUAUUGUCUACUUCCAACCCCUCGAGCAUGCCAACCAGAUCACCGUCUAACACCAACCCAAUUACCCCAUUGAGCAUGCCAAAUAGACCACCAUCUAUCAGCCUCACCGGUACACCAAGCAGACCACCACCUAAUAUCAACCCCAUCACCCCCUCUAGCAGACCAAGUAGACCACCGCCACCCCCUAACAUCACCUCCUCUAGCAGAUCUAGUAGACCACCACCGCCUUCCACCAGGGUUCCACGAUUAACUGGUGAAAUCCGUGCUCCGGCCCCACAUAUUCGACCUUUUAGGCCUUCAACAUCCAUUACUCAUGAUCUUGCAUCUCACAGAAUGAAGUCAAGUCAGCACACAUCAAGCAGCUUGUCAGCAUCCUCUGCCACCUUUUUGCAAGCUUCAGCUCGGCUGUCAUCACAAACGCCACUAACUUUUCCAAAAAAUCAUAACGGCCAACCUACUCAGAAUUCUCCAAGAAGUUUACCUGCAGCAACUCCAUCGCUGGGCCAAGCUUCAUCUCAGCCAGCAGCAUCAGUGGCAGUAGCACCACCUAUUCAGCUCCCAUCUGAGCAGCAUCGAGCAGGUAGUGUGCAUGUCACCACAUCCUCCUCACUUCCCCAAGCUUCACUACCACCUAUGCCAUCGAUAUCAAUAAGCCACACUGGGCUUUAUAGUGCUGCAGCAGGAGGGAGGGUUGAAAAUGGAAUAGUGUUGCCAAGUGCUGAUAUAUUAAGCCUACCGGCCCUCGGUUUGCUUAUGGACAUUGAUACACAAGCAGCAGCUGGUUUUCAUCAGCCAAAUGUUGAGUUUCUGGACGCAAGUAAAGAAAAUGGUGGCAAUGAAGUUGUUUGUUUGUCUGAUGAUGAUUAAGUUUCAUCAUCAUUAUGUUAACCAACUUUUUCUGUUGAAACACCGCUUAUUACAUAUGAUUA